This is a messenger RNA of Doryrhamphus excisus (bluestripe pipefish), 2831 nucleotides long. It is a transcript of the gene csnk1db, whose product is annotated as casein kinase 1, delta b. Gene Ontology annotation, molecular function: ATP binding; protein kinase activity. Gene Ontology annotation, biological process: protein phosphorylation. The record is from RefSeq and is a predicted model, not a curated record. NCBI's taxonomy places the organism in Eukaryota, Metazoa, Chordata, Actinopteri, Syngnathiformes, Syngnathidae.
GGGGAAGUGACGUAGGUGACAACCAGCUUUCAUGACGAAGGGGAAGAAAAAUAGCCUUACGCUAAAGGGGAGUUGAAAGAGUACUGGUUCGGGUUUAAAUCCGUCUCAAUCCUCUGAAUUUGGCCUUAAAAUGACCCCCCUAAAUCACAGAACAUAAACUACGUUUUUUAUACUAUCGAUUGAUACCAAAAUCAUCGAUAUCCGAUUUUUGGACAAAGAAAAAGGGGAUGGUGAAUUUUGGAUUGUACAGAAGAAUCAGAUUCCGGGGAGAGAAGAAUUGAGAAUCUUUUAGGGGUUGUCAACCACUUCAGGAAGGUGCCGAGACAAAGAAAAGGACGAUAUUUCAGUAAACGUUGGAAAGAAAUUAAGGAUUAACUUGUUAUAAUAUUAGCCAGCAGCAGAAUGGAGCUAAGAGUGGGGAACCGAUACAGACUCGGCAGAAAAAUCGGAAGUGGUUCGUUCGGCGACAUCUAUUUAGGUACGGAUAUUUCUGUGGGGGAAGAGGUCGCUAUUAAGUUGGAAUGUGUGAAGACCAAGCACCCCCAGCUCCACAUCGAGAGCAAGAUCUACAAGAUGAUGCAAGGCGGAGUUGGAAUUCCAACAAUAAAGUGGUGUGGCGCUGAAGGUGACUACAACGUGAUGGUGAUGGAACUGCUGGGACCCAGCCUGGAGGAUCUCUUCAACUUUUGCUCCCGCAAGUUCAGCCUCAAGACAGUCCUCCUGCUCGCUGAUCAAAUGAUCAGUCGCAUUGAAUACAUUCACUCCAAGAACUUCAUCCACAGAGAUGUGAAGCCAGAUAACUUUCUGAUGGGACUCGGCAAAAAGGGGAACUUGGUCUACAUUAUUGACUUUGGCCUGGCUAAGAAGUAUCGCGACGCCCGUACUCACCAGCACAUCCCCUACCGCGAGAACAAGAACCUGACUGGCACCGCACGAUACGCCUCAAUCAACACCCAUCUGGGGAUUGAGCAGUCAAGGCGUGACGACCUUGAGUCCUUGGGCUAUGUUCUUAUGUAUUUUAAUUUGGGCUCCCUGCCUUGGCAAGGUCUCAAGGCUGCCACCAAGAGGCAAAAGUAUGAACGCAUUAGUGAGAAGAAAAUGUCCACCCCUAUUGAGGUUCUAUGCAAGGGAUACCCAUCUGAAUUUGCAACCUACCUGAAUUUUUGCCGUUCAUUGCGCUUUGAUGACAAGCCAGACUACUCAUACCUACGUCAGCUGUUCCGGAACCUCUUUCACAGACAGGGAUUCUCUUAUGACUAUGUGUUUGACUGGAACAUGCUCAAGUUUGGUGCCAACCGUGCAGCAGAAGAGGCAGAGAGAGAGCGCCGGGACCGGGAAGACAGGCUGAGACAUGGCAGGAACCCCGGGGCCAGGGGUGUGCCUGCUGCCUCGGGUCGACCACGGGGGGCCCAAGAUGGAGCCCCACCCACGCCACUCACACCCACCUCGCAUACAGCUUCCCCUCGUCAAGCGUCCGGCAUGGAGCGUGAGCGUAAAGUCAGUAUGCGACUGCACCGCGGCGCCCCUGUGAAUGUUUCGUCUUCAGACCUGACCGGACGACAAGACACCUCACGCAUGUCCACCUCACAGAAUAGCAUUCCCUACGAACAUCACGCCAAGUAGAGGCUCGCCAUGUCCUUGUGUGACGGCGGCAGCACUGGAUGGUGUCAAGCGCACUGCCUGCAGGUCUCCAUCCCCUGGCUCCUCGAUGAGCCGGUAUCACGCAGCCUCAAAAUAGCGCCGCCGCUACUCCCCAAUCACUCGUGCAAAACAGCAAAACAUGGGAAGUACUUUGUUACUGACUGCCGUCAGUAUGCUCACCUCCACCAGUCGUGUCCUCUUUACCCACCCCUUCUUUUUCUUAUGUCUGGGUCUGAGCAUAAGUAGCUCAGGUUUUCUGUCCACUUCUUUCAGGAGGUAUCCGGACAACUCACGCUGCCCCCGCCCCCCCCAAAAAAAAUCAGGUCACGCCCUUUUUCUAAUCACGUGUGCACAAGAUCAUGAUUGCGGCAACAUGGACGACAUGUCCGCCACACCCCCCGACCAAGCACAUCCACAGUCUGAGUUGUUCUGCUAAUGGCAGAGACUCUGAGAGCUGAUUGGCCCGACAUUUCUACUGCUUGUCACAUGUCUCCAUCAACGAAGGUACCAAACGGUAUUUGGUAUUUCAUAUACUCACCUUAGCUAGUUUCUGCUUCCCAGCCAGGUGUUGAGUGGGUCCUGCUCCCUUUUUAGUCUACUUUUGGCAAGGGUGCAAGAGCUUCAUUUGGACACUUUGGACCAGAUUUCUAUUCACUGUGUACAGAUUAAAAGAAAAAAAAGAAAAACACUUGAAAAAAAAACAACCAUUUGCUCUGUCUUAUUGUUUUGAAGCUGUGAAAUACUUGCAAUAUAGAUGUGUACAUAUAUUUUGUCUUUCUGAUUGACUUUCCUAGUUAGGGCUGAGUCUAAGCAUCCUUUGGUUCACCAGCCGUACAAUAAGUGUAGUGUCUUACUCGUCAGUGUGUGUGUCCCCCCACCCUCACCCCCACAGCGUCACAGGCCGUGGGGUCUUUUUCAUACACUGCUGUCAGGGCUACUUGUCAAUAAGGGGGUCCCAGAUCCUCUUUUCAAAGACGCAUUUUGGCAAUGCUUUGAAAUGUAACAUUUUCUAAGGGGUUAGUUGAUUUUUCUGCUUUUUGCGUGUUUUUCAGGGUCGAAUAAAAGCGACGCCCUGUUGUCAUUCUUUGUGCUGCUCACUCUGGUUUCUUUUAGUUGAGCAUUUACCUUAGCACACUUCUAUUUGCCACUGUAUUUGUCUACUUGACUUGUAAAUAAAUUAACUCCUUGUA